AUGCUCCUGCGGCAGGAAGUGGAGCAGCUCCGAGCACAGAAUGCGGUGGGGCUGUGGAGUUUUGAAUUGACGGACGCCGACAACACCGGGAACACCCCGAGCGGCCAAGAGUCCACGAACGCCUCAGACACCCAAGGCGGCAGCCCGCACACCGGCCCGCUCGGCGCCAAGCACGCCUCGAACGCCGCGAUCACGCCAGGUUUUUGUUUGGAUUCACAGGGCCAGGGGCAACAGACUCUGCUCGGUUGCAUCGUGAUGGCGGUGGCCAUUGCAAUCCUCGCGAUGCUCGCAGAAGUCAUGGCCGAGGCAACGAGCUCCACAGCAUCCUUGCGUGGUGCAAGUGCUGUGCGAGAGCUGCAGCAGACACCCGCUGACCAAGUUCCGGUCAGAGACUCGGACGAGGCUGUGGCUCCGCGGUGUCUGCCCGGAUACGUCGACGUUACAGGAGGGCAGGCCUUCUUCUGGUCCUGUGCUUUCCAUUGCGAUGGAGGCCAGUACUAUGCCACGGCCGGGUGCAUGUGCGCAUGCCUAACUCCGGAACAGCGCGACCGCCUGGAAUCCCAGGGCGAUGCUGGCUUCACACCUGGAGGGACGGGCACGGGCCAAUCCUCCGGGAUCUUAAUCACAGCGCGUUCUACCAUAGGCCCACCUCCGGCAGGCGACCCUGUGGUCGAGAUUCCCGUCGGCCCUUUGGGGGGAGAUGGAAGACCUGGAGUUGCACCCCCUGCAGUUGACAGCUAUGUGAUGAAACAGGACGAUCAGCCGGUUUUCCAAGCUGAGACAUCGCCUGAAGAAGAGGGGAACUUGAGCUUGGCAGUCAUCGCUCUGAUUGGAGGCCUCUUGCUCGUUAUUGCAGCAGCUGUGGCACUCAUCUGUGCCCUCUGGUCCAGCAUUGCCCACGGCAAGCCCAGGCGCACCAAGGUGAUGGUGCAGCUCCCCAGGUUUAGCCCCCAUGUGCCGGUGGAGAAGUGCCCCCAGCCUCCAGCAGAACUGCGUUCAACACCGUCAGCCCCCACACUGGCUCAGGCAGUCAACUUGCAUAAGUUGCAGGAGCCUGCGAUCCGAGUGUCCUGGAAUUCCAGCAAUGUUUCUGGCGAAUCUCAGGGCCCGUCGCGACCAGCGCAGUGGCAGCAUUUGCGGGUUCCUGACGGCGACAGAAAGCUGAAGGGAAGCCCAAGCAGCAAGACCAGCGCGACCAGCACCUGCAGCGGUGGUGCAAGUGGCACAAGCAGUUUGUCCAGUGGCUCCUGGGCCACCAAAUCCGAACAGGGUGGCCGCCCACAGCUUGGCUUCUCGGGGAAGACCUCGCGUGUCCAUCCCAGUGCCAGGCAGGUAUUCAUGUGA
Molecule: messenger RNA, 1344 nt
Organism: Symbiodinium necroappetens
Lineage: Eukaryota; Dinophyceae; Suessiales; Symbiodiniaceae
Source: the annotation of a GenBank genome assembly